This is a messenger RNA of Anisakis simplex (herring worm), 207 nucleotides long. The record is from the annotation of a GenBank genome assembly. Lineage: Eukaryota; Metazoa; Nematoda; Chromadorea; Rhabditida; Anisakidae.
AUGCGUCUUCCAAUCAGUUCAAUCGAAUACUUCACUGUGACUGGUGACGCCAAACUUAAGGGUGUGCACUGGGGUGGUCGUUACUACACUCUUCCGUUCGAAACUCAGUUCGAAGGUGGUCAUCUGAAGAGUGGUGAGCGGUUUAGUGGUGUUUUCCUUUCCUGUUUUGAUUGCAGGGGCAGUGUGGUCGUUCAUUUAACACUUUGA